AUGUGUUUCUUUGUUUUAUUUUUGAAAACCGUGCUAAAUAAAAACGCUGCAGAAAAAAGAAAACGCAGGACGCAAUCGGCAGGAGCAAGAGCCCAACUUCGAUGGAGACAGAUGUCGGGAAAAGUUAUGCGCUCAUUGUCCAUGAAUGUGAACAUGGUAAUCCCUGCAUCAGUUAUUAAUUCUAUAGCUGCUCUAUUCGUUUGAACUAUUAAUAUGCGACAGACUUUACAGUGAAUAAUAUUCUCUCUGGCACAGGAGGAGAAACCCUGAAAGAAGAACUUCUCAGGCUUGAUUUUCUGCUCGGAAGAGUGAACGGCUUGCACGAACGAGGUGACCCGAGGACCAAGUAGCUGCAGGCUUUUUUUAGUUCCCAUUCCGCAUAACCUGGUUCUCCUUUAUUCCAGCCCAGAAACCUCGAGACCAAGUAGCCGACGCAGAAGCACUUCUUACAAUAGCAGACCGUCUAUGCUCUUCCCUCAAAUCUAUCCAGGAGCCUCAGAGCGUUCUUCCGUCGACCUUCAUUUCCUGUUUGCUACAACGACACAAAGGAAGUUGUGGGGAGACGAUCUCAUGGGUCAACAUGGGCCUUGCCGCAUCACAAAUAAUUGGAAAAGCUCCAGGAAUCCAAACUAUGUAAACUAUGAGAACAUGUUUUUUUUAUUUCAGUUUUUCUCUGGUUGACCAGCACGUAUUUAUUCCAGGAUAGGAACGAUGGAAGGCAAGAUGACCCGAAGGAAAACUUUCACCAGGAGCAAACGACCAAGAGCAAGCGUUCUCUGUUGCCCUGAAGAGGUGACUCCACCUAGUCUACAACUUGCCUUCUUGGCAUUCGAGCUUCCCACUUUACAAAAAUCAUAUCUUCUUUUACCUCUUAUGAUGAGCAUUUCAGCAUCGGCUAUUAUCUGAGAAUAUGCUAUUCGUUGGGUCUGCUCGACUUCUUCCACCAGAUUGAAGAUGCCACUUCAAACGAAGAGACGGGCACCCAGAGAAAUGUUUCCAUAAUGUUCGACAUUCUGAGACAGCAGAAGCGCGUCCGGCUGGAGAAGCUGGUUCUCAACAGAGCGUCCUUCUCGGAGACUGUAGAGAAUAUAUUUGCCCUUUCGUUUCUCGUCAAAGAUGGGCGAUCGGAGAUUACGGUUGACGACGGCGGAGCUCAUCUCGUUUGUAAGUUGUACUGAAUAAUUAGGAUAAAAUAUAUUUAUUUACUAAAUUAUUUUGUUCAUUGUUUUACCCUGAAUUCGAAUAUUUUUGGCCGUGGUUUUCAGCCCCCCGUAACGCUCCCUCCGCGGCAGCUGUGGCGAGCAGGGAGAUCAUCCACCGUCAGUUUGUCUUCAGAUUUGACGUCAGCGAUUGGAAGGUGCGUCAAUAUUUUAUUUAUAAACGGCCUCUCGGGUGCCGCCAAUGGGCCGCGAAAAGUCAGAAAGCCCACCGGCGGCCCGGUAUCUUCAGGGCUUUUGCCCACACACUUAUGGGCCGGUAUCUUCAGGGCUUUUGCCCACACACUUCAGGGCUUUUGCCCACACUUAUCCCCCCCCUUAAAAUCCGUAAAUAAAUAGCAAUUUCUACGUAAUUUUCUUUCACCGAACGAAGAUAUCUUACACAAACUCGCCCACCGGCCAAGAUCCACUGAAGUCCGUGUUCUCCUCCUGUGAAGCUAAUGAAGGGCUACGUUGUGGAAGGCGAGGAGCUGAUGCCACGCAGGGGUUUGUCUGAGUUUCUUAGAAGUCUAUUCAUAAUUAAGAAAUUAAUUAUUAUUCAAACACUUGGGUUAAUUAAUAUUUAA
Spirodela intermedia is the source of this 1783-nucleotide messenger RNA. NCBI's taxonomy places the organism in Eukaryota, Viridiplantae, Streptophyta, Magnoliopsida, Alismatales, Araceae. The record is from the annotation of a GenBank genome assembly.